Populus nigra (black poplar) is the source of this 1577-nucleotide messenger RNA. RefSeq names its product PHD finger protein ING2-like. NCBI's taxonomy places the organism in Eukaryota, Viridiplantae, Streptophyta, Magnoliopsida, Malpighiales, Salicaceae. Gene Ontology annotation, cellular component: nucleus. Bases 171 to 956 code for a protein of 261 amino acids. The transcript is spliced from 7 exons. The record is from RefSeq and is a predicted model, not a curated record.
CUAAAGUCAACCCGUUUUUUACUAACUAGAAAAACAAAAUUCCACCAACUAUUAAACAAUUCCAAACACGACACCGUUUCCACUUCCUUCCUCCCUCGUCAAAACAAAACACAAACCAGGAACCUGCAAAACCCUAGAAUUUACGAAAACCUAAUCCCUGAUCUCUAUAAAUGGCAAUUGCUCGAACUGGAGUAUACGUUGAUGAUUACCUUGAGUAUGCAAAUACAUUACCAGCUGAGCUUCAACGGAUUCUUAAUACUAUUAGGGAACUUGAUGACCGAUCCCAAUCAAUGAUAAAUCAAACAAGGCAACAGACAAACUACUGUCUAGGAUUGGCAUCUCAAAGCUCGAAAAAAGGGAAUGGUAGUAUUUAUAAUUGCUACAACACUAAUAAUAGGGAAGAGGAUGACACAGUCGAGAAAAUGAGGAAGGAUAUUGAGGCAAAUCAGGAUAAUGCAUUGAUUUUGUGCACGGAGAAGGUUUUGUUGGCACGGCAAGCUUAUGAGCUUAUAGACAGCCAUAUAAAACGACUUGAUGAGGAUCUGAACAACUUUGCAGAAGAUUUGAAGCAUGAGGGAAAACUAUCACCAGAUGAGCCGGCAAUUCUUCCUCCACUGCCUUUAAUAGUCCCUAAAAUUGAGAAACGCAGGAACUUUUAUGGAACACCUCGAUCAAAAAGGAUUGAUUUCAGGGAUCGGUAUUGGGACAGAGAACGUGAUAGGGAUUUUGAGCUCAUGCCUCCUCCAGGAAGCCAUAAAAAGGAUUUCACUGUUCCUGUUGAAGCUGAGCAACCCAUUGAUCCGAAUGAACCUACCUACUGUGUCUGCCAUCAGGUGUCCUUUGGAGAUAUGAUUGCUUGUGAUAACGAGAAUGUAAGUACUUUCUCCUUUGCUCUCUGCAUGUUGUUGAGAAUUGCCAAGGAGGUGAAUGGUUCCAUUAUUCAUGUGUUGGGCUGACACCAGAGACAAGAUUCAAGGGGAAGUGGUACUGUCCAACCUGCAGGAAUCUACCCCAAUUUCAAUGGUAGAAUGUAUUCAAAAUUAUAGUUUCCUUAUUUGUAUCAUCAAUUUUCAUUUGCUACAAAGCAUCGCAACCGCGCAGGUCUUGUAACAAAGUAGGAUUCUCACGAGUUCCUUUAUCCCCCCAGCCCCAACACCAAUCCUUCCACCGUUUCCUCUUUUCUUUGCAGGAACAGAAAAGGAAACAGAUGUGUACAUAUCCACAACCAGGCCACAUGAUAAUCCAUUAUGCAUAUUUUGCUAUCAGUUCUUGCAUCCAUAGCCGAAGCUAUCUCAGCUCAGCAAGUGAGAAGUCCUCUGAAUGAGCUGACAAAGUAAGUUCUAUCCAACAGUGGGGGAGUCUCUUCUCAAGUUCAAAGCCCGCCUCCCAUUCUUGUUGCUCUUUCUUCCUUAACGGUGAGGUUAUUCUCCAAUUUUAAAUUUUCAACACCUAAAUCCUUUGGCUGUAGAGAGAAUUAGCCUUGAUACACAAAAGCUAGCCUGAAAAUAGCUUAACUGGUAAAACCAAAAUAAAUAAAUAAAUAAAUACCCUAAAUCCCAUGGGCAUUAUUACCAGAA